Molecule: messenger RNA, 1497 nt
Organism: Akanthomyces muscarius
Lineage: Eukaryota; Fungi; Ascomycota; Sordariomycetes; Hypocreales; Cordycipitaceae
Exons: 2
Coding region: 1-1497 (498 amino acids)
Molecular function (GO): N-acetyltransferase activity
Source: RefSeq, a predicted model, not a curated record
AUGACGGUCAAGAGCGACAUGACAGUUCUUCGCCCUCUGGGCGGGCUGGAAAUGUACUUUGCAGCCCGAAAUCACAUUGGCAUAUACCGCGCCGUGGUCGUCACGGCUCGCUACAUAGGCGCGAGUCUUACGAAUCCCGGCGUAGAUGGGCGGUCGGUCUCGCCCCAGUUCGUCUCUUCUCUGUCCGCCGUGGUUGCUGCGCAUCCGAUGCUGCGGGUGGGUAUCCUGGACGAAUCCACGAGUCGGGCGAGCUUUGUACAUGUUCGAUCGAUCAAUAUACAGGACUACAUAUCUGUUGUCGAGGUAGACUGCGCAACGGAAGAGGGCUUAAACUUAGAGCUUGCACGCCUGCAGGCGUCGGCGCACGACGAACCAUGGGUUGAUAUUGAAUCAAGACCGCCCUGGAGGAUCGUCAUUGUGCGAAACAAGAGUGAAAAGUUGGGAAUCUCGGAGGAUGUGUUGUUUUCAUUUCAUCAUAGCGCGGUCGAUGGGAAAAGUGGCAUGCUCUUCCACGAGUCGUUACUAACCGAGCUACGAGCGAGGGCAGGGUCCAAACCGCAAGACAGCCCAGAGUAUAUUCUUUCAUUUCCAAAGGCCCCAGAAAUCCCGGAGGCGCAGGAAGACAGUGUGCCGUUUUCCUUCUCGCCCAGGUUCGUGGCCGCGUUGCUGUGGAAAGACUUGGUACCGGCCAUGUUCAAGCCUGCCCCCCAGCCGGUCUGGAGCGGAAAGGCCAUCUCCUUCUCCGCACCAUACAUCACGCGCAUUUUGCAUCUGGAAAUUCCCGCUGAGCACGUUGCUAUACUACGACAAGCUUGCCGGGCGCACAAAACUACGCUGACCGGCCUCUUCCACUCCCUGGCAUUCGCUUCGCUCGUCGCGUCUCUUCCGCCAGAGGAGGCACCGGCUUUCAGCUGCGGCACGCCCAUCAGCCUGCUGAAGCAUCGCCGCGACACGCAGCAUGACAGGUUCUCACGGCAAGAGACGCUGCGUCUUCUGCUCAGCACCCUGGACCACGCAAUCUCGCCGGCUGCCGUGUCACGAAUGCAAGCGGCCCUUGGCGCCAACGACGAGAGUUUGGGGACGGAGAUUUGGGGCGCGGCGGGCGACAUCAGAGGACAGCUCGCUGACAGGGUCGACACGCUCCCGCGCGACGACACGGCCGCGACGGUCAAGUUUGUUCGUGACUUUCACGCGUACUGGGCAGUGAAGGACGGCAAGCCUAGGCGGAACUCGUGGGAGUGCAGCAACAUCGGCGCGUUCACAAAUCCGAGCGGAAAAGGGGACCAGCUUCAUAUCAGCAGAGUAAUGUUUUCCAAUGGUGCACCUGUGGCAGGCGCAGCGAUUGGAGUCAACGUUGCGAGCGUGGAGGGAAGUGGCUUGACGAUUACGCUGUCCUGGCAGAGGGACAUUGUCGAAGAGAAAGUCAUGGCGAAGCUGAAGACCACGCUUGAGCAACUUUUGAAGAAUUUUUUUGAUACUGGACAGUGGUUGAUUUAG